Molecule: messenger RNA, 1509 nt
Organism: Orycteropus afer afer
Lineage: Eukaryota; Metazoa; Chordata; Mammalia; Tubulidentata; Orycteropodidae
Gene: ADAT1
Product: adenosine deaminase tRNA specific 1
Exons: 9
Coding region: 1-1509 (502 amino acids)
Biological process (GO): RNA processing
Molecular function (GO): RNA binding; adenosine deaminase activity
Source: RefSeq, a predicted model, not a curated record
AUGUGGACUGCGGACGAGAUUGCUCAGCUGUGUUACACACACUAUGGGACCAAGCUGCCCAAACAGGGGAAGCCUGAGCCAAACCGUGAGUGGACGUUACUGGCAGCUGUGGUGAAGAUACAGUCUGCAGCUGACCAGGACUGUGACUCCCCUGGCAAGCCGGUGCGAGUGGCAAAGGAAGUUGUCUCACUGGGAACAGGAACGAAAUGCAUAGGCCAGUCCAAAAUGAGGAAGAGUGGAGACGUCCUUAAUGAUAGCCAUGCUGAAGUCAUAGCCAGAAGGAGUUUCCAGAGGUACCUUCUCCAUCAACUCCAGUUGGCAGCCUCCCUGGAAGAAGAUAGCAUCUUUAUUGCAGGAACUCAGAGAGGACUGUGGAAGCUCAGAUCCAACAUCAUCUUUGUGUUUUUCUCCAGCCAUACGCCCUGUGGUGAUGCCUCCAUCAUUCCAAUGCUUGAAUUUGAAGACCAGCCCUGCUGUCCUGUCAGUAAACAUUGGGCCAGCAGCCCAUCAGUAGAGGUCAGUGGUGAUUUGGAAGCUCCUGAAAAUAAAAGGAAAUGUGAAGAUCCUGACAGUCUUGUAGCCAAAAAGAUGAAGCUUGGGCCUGGAAUCCCUGCCAGGGAAGUUACCAAUGGUGUAACUCACCAAAAGAGUCUGGAUAAGCAGGAAAGUGGCCAAACCCCACCAGCUGUCAGCAGCUCAAAUCUCACCACAGAGGAAUCGGCCCCUAUGACGAGAGAGGCUCCAAGUGGUGCCAAGGUGGUGGACAUCUACAGAACUGGAGCCAAAUGUGUGCCUGGGGAAGCUGGAGACUCGAAGAAGCCGGGAGCUGCAUAUCACCAGGUGGGGCUGCUCCGAGUGAAGCCAGGCCGGGGAGACAGGACCUGCUCCAUGUCCUGCAGUGACAAGAUAGCUCGGUGGAACGUUCUUGGUUGUCAAGGGGCACUGUUGAUGCACUUCUUAGAAGAUCCCAUCUACCUGUCAGCUGUGGUCAUUGGGAAAUGCCCUUACAGCCAGGAAGUCAUGCAGAGAGCAUUGAUUGGCAGGUGUAGGAAUGUCUCAUCUUUACCCAAAGGCUUCGGAGUUCAAGAACUCAAAAUACAGCAGUCAGAUUUACUGUUUGAACAGAGUCGCUGCGCAGUGCAGGCAAGGAGGGCUGACAGCCCAGGCCGCCUUGUUCCGUGUGGGGCAGCCAUCAGCUGGAGUGCAGUUUCUGACCAGCCCCUGGAUGUUACUGCCAACGGCUUCCCGCAGGGAACAACAAAGAAAGGCCUCCGCAGCCUUCAAGCCAGAUCCCGAAUCAGCAAAGUGGAGUUCUUUAGAUCAUUCCAGAAGCUGCUAAGCAGUAUUUCAGAGAACAAGAGGCCACGCUCUCUCAGGGGGCAGAAGCUAGAGACAUACCAAGAGUACAAAGAAGCUGCGUCCACUUACCAGGAAGCGUGGAACACACUUCGGAGGCAGGCAUUUGGAUCCUGGAUCAGAAACCCACCAGAUUAUCACCAGUUCAGAUGA